AUGACAUACAGUGAUCUGCAACUGUCCCUGGUCGCGUACAACGAAUCAGUUGAGCCAAAAUUCCGAUUCGAUAUACAUCAAUGCACAUUCAAAGACGUCGUUGAGGAACUGGACCAUGCCCGUGGAGCCUACGAGAAUAAUGCCAACGGGCUAUCUGGGAUACUGCAUCGGGGGGUUCGCGCCGCAGGCGACUAUGCCGACCAGAUUACCCCAUGGAUCGCGCAGCAAAAUGCUACCAACCGCGAUAAGAUUCUCCAAGCAUUUGAUAGCAUCCCAGAUUUGAUCCUCUCUGCAAAAGCUCGACAAAAUCAAUGGGCUACUGCUGAAAAGCUACGCACUGCCGCCAUUAGGCUAUAUGAGACUCUGGCUCGGGCAAUGGCUCAACUGAUCUUCCUUCUAAAUGGAAGCACAAGCCACGCGCCGCGGUGGAGCGACCGAGCAAAGAAAAUCAUUCGAAGGCUGACCGCAUCAGCCCAUACAGGCCGUUCAAUAGACUUCAUUCUGGCUGAAGUGGAGGGUCAAGCGGAUAUGUUCGACCUGUGUCUGGAACAUGUACGCGAUCAAAGGGCUAUCGAUACCGGGGCCGAUGUUGCGGAAAACAAGAAAAUAACGAAGAAUAUUGACGCUAAAUUAUCGGCUUUGUCGCAAGCAACGGAGGACGGAUAUGCUAACUUGAUCAAAAAGAUCGAAAGUCACCCAUCUGGUCCAGUCAUAACGAACCUACUGUAUCAGGUAGUUGUACAUGUUGAUCAACCGCAAGAUGAUCGAGCAUGGGGAUACCUAGAGCCAAGGCCACCACUGAAGCUGGACCCCCUACUGGAUGAGCUUGAGCUACAUGACAUCCUCGGUGUUAGCCCACAGCACCUGACAAGCGAUAUACAGCUUAUUCUCAAGGAGCUCGAUCAAUUCACAUCUUUGGCUCAAGCCCAGGCUCAGCAACUUUUCACAUCUCCGGCCUUCAAGUCAUGGAUGGCAUCAACACAUCCUACGAGCCUCCUCGUACAUGGAAACUUUGCUGAAUCCGGCCCAGGUCGUAUAACUCCACUCUCCGUCUUGUGUGCAAUGCUCGCCCUGCAACUUCGCCGCAACAUCAAUGCAGAGAGCAAGCCAACCAUAAUACUUCAUUAUUUUUGCGGUCUUCACGGGUCCCGUCGCAACCGGGUAGACUCUCUUGUCGGACCAAAUGGACUCAUACGCUCAUUGCUCGCCCAACUUCUUCAAACAGGCCGGCAUUUCAAUCUCGAUUUCAUCAACACGAAAGAUUUCGUCCACCAGCUAGAAGCUCACAAUCUUCAAAAGCUAUGCUCCACUUUUCUCGAGCUGAUCGAACAGCUCUCUCGCAAGACUACCGUCAUAUGUAUUCUGGAUGGACUCAGCGAGUUUACCUCGCAGCAUUUCAAGGACGAGUUGAUGGAUGUGAUUCACAUUUUGAAUCGUUUGGUGACACACCGGACUCUCCACCCGAACUUCAAACUCCUUUGCACGACUCCACUUGCUCGAGAUGCAUUGCUCGAUGGACAGUUAAACGUGGAGCAUCUUUUCCAGUUGAGGCAGGCAAUAGACGAUUCAUACGAGUCUGCAUUCACGGAUAGAGCAUUCGAAAACUUGACGUCGCAGGGUAGUCGACUGGAUCAUUUUCGCAUGCGGGUGCGAAUGAAUCAGGCUGCUGAGCAGGAAAAUCGAUACUCUGGCUCUGAUUCGGAAGAGGAUUCUGAUUGGUGA
Molecule: messenger RNA, 1722 nt
Organism: Penicillium verhagenii
Lineage: Eukaryota; Fungi; Ascomycota; Eurotiomycetes; Eurotiales; Aspergillaceae
Exons: 2
Coding region: 1-1722 (573 amino acids)
Source: RefSeq, a predicted model, not a curated record